AACUGGGACGCAGCAAAUUCGUCUCGGUUUCGUCCAAGCAGCAGGCGUUCCAGGCUUCGAUUUCACCCAAGACAUUCACCUGGAGAUUGCUUGUUCUGGUCUCUGGCCCCUUGCUGGCUUUCGUGGCCAUGCUCUUCCUGGUGAACAAAUUUCUGUACUGGCAUCCGAUUCUCGUCUAUUCCUUUGCUGGUCUGACCCUCGCGUUGAGUAUGUGGGUCUUGAAAAUCUACCGCAAGGAGCCGUGGCAGCUGUGGCUGGGCCGCUUCAUGCUGGCCUCUACUGUCUUGGGUCUCGUCUCAGGUUGCCUGAUCUAUUUUACGAGCUCCGUCUACUACUACCACUACACGGGUGCUGCAACGUAUACGAGCGUUGUUCCUUCGCAACCGGCCGAAAGCAUUCUUGAUGCCGGCAUUGUCAACUUUGCCGUGGGAAGCGGUGUUGAUGCCUCCAGAUCCAUUGGAUUCCAAUCUGCAGCUGACGGCGCAGUCAUCUGCUUAGCACCAAUUGUCGAUGCAUCAAUGAAACCGCAGACACCGGUGAACGUGUUCGCAUAUGGCAUCAAUUGCUGUGGCUGGCGCGGCAACUUCCACUGCGAUGAUGCGCUGAAGCCAUCCGCACGGUAUGGUCUGGUCCGACCUGAUCCGGCAGCCAUCCUGCCCCCGUUACUGGGGGAUCUGGUCUCGGGUCCCAGCGAGGAGACCCUUGCAGCUGCCGUUCGUCUACAGCAGGCGUCCUUCGGUGGAUCAUCAAAAGCGGUGAGGAACAUCUUCGUGCGUUAUGUCAACGACCCGCUUCUUGCCAAAAUGAGCUUUGUUGACACGGCCGUUCUGGCAGCCCUGUCCUGCUCCAGCCUAUGCUUGGUGGGCCUCAUCGCCUGUGCUUCGCUUGCGGUUCUUGGAGCCGGCAAGGAGCGGGGCCUUCAAGCCGGAGCAGUUGCGCUCAUGGUGCAUUCUUUCAGUCACCAUGCGGCGGAUGCUGGAAAGCUGCGUGGAAGCUUGCUGAGCCUUACUCAGGCACCAGCUCCGGCUCCUGCAGUGGUCUUUGCAUCCUCGCCCCUGGGGGCCUCCUUCCCCGGUCCACGGGGAGACCCAGGGGACGUUGGGCCUGUGGGAGAUGCAGGGCCCGAUGGUCCAGACGGCCCUCCAGGGCCGCCGGGUCCGCCAGGUCCGACCGUCAUGGUUUCAUUGCCUAUGGGAGCUGCAAACCCUUGGAUGCCAAUGUAUCCCAUGCAGAUGCCUAUGAUUCCCCUUGCCAUUAUCCCGACACCAACACAGUCCCCGCCUCAGCAGCCGCUAGCGGCGGCUGUGGCACCAGCUCCGGCACCGGUACUGGCGGCUGCUCCCAUGGGUGCAAACCAAGCACGUGCAGAGGAGAUCUGCAGCAAAAUGCUUGAAGACGUAGAUGCAGACCAUAAGCAGCACUGCGUCAAGACGGUGUUGAAAUCAAUGGAGCAAGGGCACUCGGAGGAGCAGUCCAUGUUCAUGGCCAAUGCGACGAUGCAGCUCCUUCAGCUUGGCCUUCCAGCAGCCGCUGCCGAUGCCGGAGCUCUGGAAGCUCUGCGUGGCUUCACGGACGGGAUGCCGUUUCACAAGGCGCUGAACCACGGCCAAGCUGCGGCAAUUUACGAGAAUGCAUUGCUGAGCGGUUACACGCCAGCAGCGGCCAAGAUCGCCCGAAUGAAUGCCCUCCGAACGUUGGAGGCUGGAUACUCCAGAAAGGCAUCUCUGGUAGCCAGUGAAUCAGCUGCAAAAGCCAUCGAAGCGGGCUUGACCCCGGCAGCUGCAGAGGCAGCCGCAACGGCCUCUGCCAAUGCAAUCAGAGAUGGAAAGUCUGUUGAGGAGGCUGCUGCAGCUGGUGCUGCCGUCGCACAGGUGACAAAGGAUGGCUCUCACAUCGUUAUCCACAUUCACGAUCACGAUGCAGACGGCCAGGUCACGAAGUACCGGUAUCAGCCAGGUUCGACGGACACUGCAGCACCUGUCUCAACAGGUCUAGACACACCUGCUCUAGACGCUGUACCGCCUGCUCAUACAGCGGAAGCACCGCCAGCCACAGAGCUCAGGCCUGUUUCAAAACCAUCAGUUGUGGCGCCAGCGCCUGCGGCAGCUCAACCAUUUCACACCGGUAAAGUCACGGCACCAGUGCCCCCGCCAGUGAAGUCUCCACCACCAGUACCGGUACCAGUGCCACCCGUCGCAGUACCUCUUCCUGUACGUGUGUCAAAGCCGGCAGUUGCUCCAAGCCCAGAAGCUGGAGGCGGAAUGGAUGCGCUUCUGCCCCGCGAGUUGCCCGCGGAAUCGGCAGCCGUGCCAGCGCCAGCGGUUCCAGCACCGCCAAAGUUUGCAUCCGUGCCGGUCGCUUCGGCGCCGGUGCCCUCCACUCCCAUGGCUGCAGCACCGGCACCGGCAACGCUGGCAUCGGGCACAGGAACCUUUGGCACCGAAAGCCGCUCUCAGGGUCCUGAAGCCAGCAUUGGGCAGACGGGAACAAGUGCAGAAGUGGCAGAAGUGCGUGGCGAUGCGAGUCCGAGCACAGCUCCGACCGCGAAGUCUCUGGCAAAGAACCGUGAAAGCUCCUCUUCCACAGAAGGAAGCAAGAAAGCAAGUUCAGAAGCUUCAGAGAAGUCCGUGCCAUCGCCAGAAGCAGAACCUGGAGCAGCAGGCGCCGAGGCUGUGACGGGUCAAGCCACGCAUGCUACGCCGGAGACAAAGGCAGCCAAGGAUUCCGGGGAAACUGCGGGGGUCCCUGAGGUCACGCAGGGCUCUGAAGCAACCCCGGCCUCUUCCAAGGCUCCAACCUCCUCAGCUGGAUCGCAGGAUGAGAGCUUUUUCGAUACCGUUGUGGACACGGUGAAAGAAGCUGCCACUUACGUGCCCUUCGUGCCCUGGUUUGACCAGCUGCUGAACGGCUUGAAUUGGGAGCGACCAGAGGUGCACGGAAAGCCACUGCCUCGCAGUGCUUGCUGGCUAACGACCGCCGGCUGCUCUUGCACGUACCGGUACAGUGGCACGUCAUGGCCAAACAUGGUAAUGCCUCAGUGGUUCAUUGAUCUGACAGACGAGGUAUGCCGCGCUUGUGAAGUGCCAGAACGCCCAAACUCGUGCAACGCCAACCUGUAUGAGGACGGCGGUGACUCUGUUGGCUGGCACGCAGAUGAUGAGCCAUACUUCGAUGCAAAGCAUACGGAUGCACUCAUCAUCUCCUUGUCUCUGGGUGCGACCCGCACGUUUUUGCUCCGUCCCAAUGAUGCCCCGACGCAGAAGACAAAGUUAUCUCUGGAAAAUGGGGACUUGGCCACAAUGGAAGGUCGGCUCCAGAAGCACUACUCACAUGCAGUGCCCGCCUCGGGAGUAUUGGCCGACGGGUCGUCGAACGGAGUUCGAAUCAACCUUACCUGGCGAUGGGUACUGGUUCACGACCGUGGCUGUCCAAAGCGCGGCAAUGGCCGCGCAGCCAGCGAACCGGUUCGUGUGCCGCGCAAGGCAGCAGGAGACGAGACGAAGAAGGCUACGCAAGCG
Molecule: messenger RNA, 3518 nt
Organism: Symbiodinium necroappetens
Lineage: Eukaryota; Dinophyceae; Suessiales; Symbiodiniaceae
Source: the annotation of a GenBank genome assembly